UGCCCUUAGUAGACAAUCUUCAUCUUUCUCUCUUUCUUUUCCAGUUCAUGACUUUCACUGGGACUGCUCAACCCAUAAACCCUAGCAGUAGAAGAAAUGUGGAGAAAAAGAAUCACUUCACUACUAUCAUCUUCACUCCAAAAUGCUCCAAUCAACAAGAUUUCACAACCCAUUUUCACAUCUUUCCAAAAGCCACAAUCUUUACAGUUUUCUCAACACCCCAUUGGAUCCUUGGGUUUGCAGUUUCAAAGAGCUUACAGUCUUUUAAGCCUAAAUGAUUUGCAAGAUAACAAGGGUUCAAGAAAGCAGAAAACCCGAAAAGGAAGAGGUAUCGGGUCGGGUAAAGGAAAAACUGCGGGUCGUGGACAUAAGGGUCAGAAAGCUAGAGGAACAUAUAAGUUCGGGUUUGAAGGUGGACAGACUCCUCUUCGUCGUCGUGUCCCUAAACGCGGGUUUAAGAACCCGUUUAGUCUUGAAUUUCAGCCAGUUGGGUUGGGAAAGAUUGCAAAGCUGAUAAAUGCCGGGAAGAUUGAUUCAUCAGAAUUGAUAACAAUGAAAACUCUAAAGGAUUGUGGUGCAAUAGGGAAGCAAAUAGGAGAUGGAGCCAGAUUGAUGGGGCGCGGAGCUGAACAUAUUCAAUGGCCUAUCCAUCUAGAGGUCUCAAGGGUGACCGCUAGAGCUAAAGCAGCUGUGGAAGCAGCGGGUGGGACUGUAAGGAGAGUGCAUUACAACAAACUUGGGCUGCGGGCCCUACUGAAGCCCGAGUGGUUCGAGAAAAAGGGAAGGUUGCUCCCAAGAGCAGCCAGGCCUCCACCAAAACUGAAGGAUAAAGUGGAUAGCAUCGGGCGGUUACCUGCCCCAACCAAGCCACUUCCUUUUGCAACUGAAGAUGCUGAGGCCAUGUUCGCUGCUCCGGCUUGAUGCUGACUAGUUUUCCUCAUGUUUUAUAGAUCUAGGUUCCAUUGCAACGGAGCCGUUUUUGGCUUCAUAUAGCUUGCCUUACAGCCUUUAUGCUUGGUUUUGAGUGUUCCCCAAUUGCCACAGAUAUUCAGAAAUAAAAUAUUUUCACUUGUUUAA
Molecule: messenger RNA, 1077 nt
Organism: Lycium barbarum (goji berry)
Lineage: Eukaryota; Viridiplantae; Streptophyta; Magnoliopsida; Solanales; Solanaceae
Exons: 4
Coding region: 97-921 (274 amino acids)
Biological process (GO): translation
Cellular component (GO): mitochondrial large ribosomal subunit
Molecular function (GO): structural constituent of ribosome
Source: RefSeq, a predicted model, not a curated record